CGGCGGCGGCGGGCGGGCGGGAGCCGUUGGGCCCCUUCGCGGCAGCAGCGGGAGGAGGAGGGGGAAGGAUGAAGCGCACGGCGCCCCGCUCGACUUUGCGGAAAAUCAUCAAGAAGCACAAGCCUCAGUUACGCCUGGCGGCUAACACCGACCUGCUGGUACACUUGAGCUUCUUACUGUUUCUUCAUCGGCUAGCAGAAGAAGCCAGGACAAAGGCUUUUGAGAACAAAAGUAAAAUAAUUAAACCUGAGCACACUAUAGCUGCAGCAAAGGUUAUUUUAAAGAAAAGCAGAGGCUAGAAAACAGACCACUGGAAUUUCAAAGCAUGUUUUUCUGUGUUUUCUUACUAACGUGAGAUCCUGCGAGCCAGCUUUUGCACGCGUGGAAGUAUUUAUUGAUGUCUAUCUCAUGACUAUUUUGCUGUUUCUUUAAAAAAACUAAUUCAAAAAUCUUACAAUGUAUAUUUUCAUACACUUCAUGCAUACUAUUAAAAUGUGUGUCACUUGCCUUGAAGACUUCCAGCGUACCUUAUUUCUUCCAUAAUAACAGAGGGAUGCCUAUACCAUAGUCACUUUUCACGUACAAUGUGACAUUUAUUAUUAGAAGUGUGAAACUUUUAAAGGAGAACAGCAAUAAAAAUGCAGGUUCCACUAAAUCCAUUAUAGAUCAAGUCGUUGAAAGUAGAUUUACUAGUUAAACAAAAUUUUGGCUUUCAAAACAAUCACUGUAGAAACUAGUGUAUUGAAUGCCUUGGCUUCGAUUUAUUUAUAAAUGUCUUAAUAUUUUCUAAAUAACUUUGAAAGAUAGGCUGAAACUUCUGUGUUCUGGGGAAAGAAUACAUACUUUGUAUUCUAAAUAGCACUCAACUGUUAAGCUGGUCUUUUGUUUGAUGUGGUAUAUGAGACAAGUUGGUGGUCUCUGAUGCAGUUGGUGUGGAGAGAUGCAUGUUAUGGAUAAUAAAAGAUCUGGCACAGCUGAUGUUUUUGAAGUUAGAUCCUGUACAAAUAGUGAAGAUCAGUUGGCAUGAGUGCCAAGCUACUUCCUCCUCCCUUUCGAUGAGUGUCAUCCUAACUUGUCAGAAGUCUGGAAAUGUUCAUUAUGUAAAAAUAUCUUCUUAAAUUAAGAUCAUAUCUGUUCCUAAUCUGAUAUUUUAAAACAGCUGCUGAAUGCUUUUCUUAAUAAAUCUUUUAAUAAAGAUACAGUUGAAACUCA
Molecule: messenger RNA, 1212 nt
Organism: Falco peregrinus (peregrine falcon)
Lineage: Eukaryota; Metazoa; Chordata; Aves; Falconiformes; Falconidae
Gene: CENPW
Product: centromere protein W
Exons: 3
Coding region: 69-299 (76 amino acids)
Biological process (GO): kinetochore assembly; chromosome segregation; mitotic cell cycle
Cellular component (GO): kinetochore; nucleoplasm
Molecular function (GO): DNA binding; protein heterodimerization activity
Source: RefSeq, a predicted model, not a curated record